UCCUAAUUUAUUAUGUUGGUUGUGUUCUGUCCCCCAAUAAUCUGCCAAAGCCUCCGCCCAACAUCGGUGCCGAUCAUUAGGCGUUCGGCAUUCAAAUCCUUUGAAGAGGGCAGCGCUCGUACCUUGCCAUUUCCUUUCCAUAGCCUCGUCUCCUUCUACUGCGCAUUCCCCCUCGUAAUGUCAUUUAAAACUUCGCUGGGUCUUGAAUAUGGCUGUCGUCGACCAUAUUUCCUUCGCCUCUUCUCAAUCAGCCCCCUCACCCUCACUUUCUCUCAUUCUUUUGCCUGAUUGAUUACAAUGUCCUCGCCGCCGGGGCUUCCCCCGUACAUUGUCACCUUCGGUCCCCAGGCUAACUGCACGCUGGAGAUAUGUCCGAUCCAGUAUUCCCUAUACGGGUAUCGGCCCAGCCUGGCCGCCAAUGCUAGCUUUAUUGGGCUAUUUGGUCUGGCAGGGCUGAUGCACAUCUGGCUGGGGAUCCAAUCGAAGACUUGGUUCUUCAUGGGUGCCAUGUCCGUCGGCUGUGUGAGUGCACUCCUCGGAUAUGUCGGUCGGGUGAUGAUGUACUAUAACCCGUUCAACUUUAAUGCUUUUAUGCUCCAAAUCAUUCUCGUUACAACCACCCCCAUCUAUUUCUGUGCCGCGAUAUACGUGACCCUCGCUUUCACCAUUAAUGAAUUCUCCCCAAGCCUGGCGCGCUUCCCACCUAGAUAUAUCUACUGGGUCUUUAUCAACUGUGACGUGGUCUCUCUCGUCCUGCAAGCGGCCGGCGGUGGCUUAUCCACCUCGACCAGCGGGAAGAGCCAAAUUGGCGUAGACCUUGCCCUCGCCGGUCUUGCCUUCCAGGUAUUCACCAUCUGCAUCUUCUGCGCCUUGCUGGGCGACUACCUGUUUCGGUAUUCCCGUUCCGGCCUCCUGGCAGCCAACUCUCUGCACUACCGGUUCUUGAUCUUCUUCGCCUUUCUCGUUAUCACCAUCCUGAUGAUCACCAUUCGAUGCGUCUACCGGCUGGCCGAGUUACACGCCGGGUAUAGUGGGGGUUUGAUUCGAGAUGAGACGCUGUUCAUCUGGUUUGAAGGAUUCUUGAUCCUCGCAUCGGUGUAUUCGAUGAUGCUGGGCCAUCCGGGUCUGGUGUUCCAGACACGUAAGAAGGAAGAGGCUGAGCCGCCGCGUCCUCAGGGUCCCGAGUCAUGAUGUUUUACGAUGAUAUUUUUUUGAAUGAAUGAGCCACUGGGUUCUAUAGCGGAAAAUUAUUUUCAUGAUAGAUGAAUAGGAUGCCGAGAUUAU
Molecule: messenger RNA, 1284 nt
Organism: Aspergillus glaucus CBS 516.65
Lineage: Eukaryota; Fungi; Ascomycota; Eurotiomycetes; Eurotiales; Aspergillaceae
Product: RTA1 domain-containing protein
Exons: 3
Coding region: 298-1191 (297 amino acids)
Cellular component (GO): fungal-type vacuole; plasma membrane
Source: RefSeq, a predicted model, not a curated record